AUGAGCCCGCCUCCAGCACGACGCACUGCAGCUGAGCCCGUCCACACCGCCGGAACGUCCAGGCAGCAAGAGGAUCACGGGAACAGAGAAGCAGAUCAACAGUCAGUGCUGUUGGCAACAGCACGAGUAAAAGUCAUAUCACCGAGAGGAUUCACGACAAAAGCCAGAGCACUCAUCGACCAGGGUUCAGAGGUAUCGUUUAUCUCCGAACAAUUAGUUAAUCAACUGCAUUUACAGAGAAGAGCAUCAACAGUGGAGCUAGUGGGAAUUAGUGGAAUUAAAUCAGGACACACUAGAGGAAUAGUUUCAGUCAUUCUACAAGCGAGCCAUGGGACUUAUCAACUGCAACUCAACGCCCACAUUCUAAAGAAGCUCACCGCAAUAAUUCCGUCAUUUUCAUGCUCAUCAGCGAGGAUCGGCUCACUUCAGAAUCUUCACCUAGCCGAUCCCCAUUAUCUGAGGCCUGGACCAAUCGCCAUCAUACUAGGGGCUGACAACUAUGGGCGGAUCAUCAUGGAUGAAGUUGUCAAGUCAGAGCAAUCGAGAGUAGUUGGCCAACGUACAGUAUUCGGUUGGAUACUAUCCGGACCAAUCGAAUGCACAAAUUGUUCAAUAAAGGUAUCUCUAUCAGCUGUACGAGAAUCUUCGAAUGAACAACUUCUAGAGCUUCUCCAGAAAUUUUGGGUCCAGGAAGGACUGCCAAACGAGAGAUCAUCAACAUCAGAGCUUUCACCAGAUGAGUACGAGUGCGAGAUGCACUUUAGAGCAACUCAUAGCAGAGACAACACCGGGCGAUACAUCGUGAGACUGCCCCUCAAAACUUCAGCAGCAGCGCUCGGAGAAUCGAAAUUCAAAGCAGCACGUCAACUCAAAUCGAUCGUGAGUCGACUCAACACAGAUCAAGCAUACUCCCAGUUGUACAGAGAGUUCAUCAACAAGUACGCAGCACUGGGGCACAUGAGAAUAGCACCAGAGACUCCAGAACCCGUGCCAGCCUACUAUCUUCCACAUCACGGGGUAUUGAGAGAGGAGGCCAUCACAACGAAGCUGAGAGUCGUAUUCAAUGGCUCCAGCCCUAGUUCAUCAGGUAUGUCACUUAACGAUAUACUGUAUUCUGGUGAAAAAUUGGAGAACGAUGCCAUGGUUAUCCUGACUUGGAUGAGGAGGCACAGGCUCGUGUUUGGCACGGAUAUUGUCAAGAUGUUCCGUCAGAUACGAGUUCACCAAGAUGACUGGGAUCUUCAGAGAAUCCUGUGGAUCGACGAGAAUCAACAACCAGUCACCUACCAGUUAACGACAAGACAGAAGACGGUCUCAAGGAGAUCGCAAGGCAACUACAAGGGUUUUGCCAUGCAGGAGGCUUCUCUCUACAGAAGUGGAGCAGCAAUUGUCCAGAGGCUCUGCAUGAGUUGGGCCUAUCAACGGAAGAAGAAAUUAUCUAGUUCGAGGAGUCAGUCACCAAGGUACUUGGAUUGUGUUGGCAUCAAUCCACCGACACAUUCCGACGAGUAUAUUCAACGCUGGAAGAUAUUCCGAGAGAAUCUUAACGACCUAGACAGAGUAACUGUACCUAGAUGGCUGAGAAUUUCAACAGAGACACUCAACAUCCAAAUUCAUGGAUUUGCAGAUGCUUCAACAGUAGCCAUGAGUACAGUGGUGUAUAUUCGCACCAAAACCAUCAACGACUCGACAUCAACAGUGCUGGCAUGCGCGAAGACGAAGGUAGCACCACUCAAGCGCAUGACCAUCCCUCGUCUAGAGCUCACAGCGGCUCUUCUACUGACUCAGCUAGUGGCAUCAACGAAGCAAAUGCUCCAACUCGACCAGGUAGAUACCUAUCUCUGGGCUGAUUCUUCAGUAGCACUAGCUUGGAUCAGGAGCCACGCAUCAAGAUGGAAGGACUUCGUCCACAACAGGGUCGUCAAGAUCCAGGAAACUCUCCCGAAUGCCACCUGGAGACAUGUCAGUGGAAAGGAGAAUCCAGCUGAUUGUGCCUCCAGAGCCAUCGACAUCCCAGAGGUGGCCAGAGAAGCAAAACCAGCACCAGCACAUCCAGUUGCAAUUAAAAUCAACGAAAUCGCAGAGCUACUCAACAAGUAUCAGACGAUGGCUAAAUUGCUAGCCGUAACAGCUACGGUCAACAGAGCUAUCGACAGAUUCAGGAGGCAGCCAAUGCCCCCGGGACCUGUCUUGACGACAAGAGAACUCAACGACGCGAGGUUAUUUUGGUCACGCCUCACCACACUAGUCAUCGAAGAAGCUCACCACAAAACACUCCACGGAGGAACUCAACUCACCUUGGCCUACACACGUCAAAGGUACUGGAUAAUCGGCGGCAGAGGCACAGUUAGAGCGUAUAUUCAACGCUGUGCCAUCUGCACCAGACACCGAGGAAGACAGGCCCAGCAACCGAUGGGUCCACUACCAGCAACGAGAUUCCCACCAGCAAGAGCAUUUCUCCACACAGGGGUGGACUAUGCAGGACCAUUCACCAUCCUCAAAUGGAGACCAACGAAUGCACAAUCAGGUGACAAUUCCACUACCUUCGUAGGCGCAGCAGAGGUCCUAGACAAGAUCUAUCACCGAGCAUCCAGAAAAAAUCAGCAGGUUCAGGCUGCUCUCGCCACCAAUGGGACUCAAUGGAGCUUUUCACCACCACGAGCACCCCAUUUUGGUGGCCAGUGGGAAGCAGCCGUGAAAUCAACAAAGUAUCACCUUAGAAGAGUCUUGGGGACAACAACACUCACAUUUGAGGAACUCAACAGUGUCGUAAUACAGAUAGAGGCCUGCCUAAAUUCCAGGCCAAUCUGUCGCAUGUCAGAUGAUCCAGACGAUCUCCAAGUACUCACCCCAGGACACUUCUUGAUAGGUGAGCCUCUUCAACUGAUUCCAAAGCCAUCAAUCAUCGACAAGAACCCCAGCAACCUGCAGAGAUGGAACCUGGUAACGCAGCUAACUCAACAAUUCUGGUUCAGGUGGGCCAAAGAGUGUCUUCAACGUUAUCAAGCAAUCUAUAAGUGGACACAUCGAGAAGAGAACAUCAAGGUUGGCGACAUGGUGCUGAUGAUCGACGAAAAUUAUCCAUUAGCACAAUGGCCAAUCGGACGAGUCAUUGCGAUACGCCCAGGAGCAGAUGGGCUAACGAAAGUCGCAACCAUAAGAACCGCAAAAGCAGAAGUACCAAGGCAGGCAGAUGGAUCACCAAUCAUACAAAACAUCAGAACAAUCUACACAGAGCUUGACAGACCAAUCACCAAGCUUUGCCUACUGCCAUCAGAUCCACCACCUCCAGAUCAACCUCCAGAUGAUGAUGCAGAAGAAGCUCAACAGGAUUAG
Diachasma alloeum is the source of this 3336-nucleotide messenger RNA. RefSeq lists its product as uncharacterized. The record is from RefSeq and is a predicted model, not a curated record. Bases 1 to 3336 code for a protein of 1111 amino acids. Gene Ontology annotation, molecular function: nucleic acid binding. Lineage: Eukaryota; Metazoa; Arthropoda; Insecta; Hymenoptera; Braconidae. The transcript has 7 exons.